This is a messenger RNA of Chanos chanos (milkfish), 2879 nucleotides long. RefSeq names its product calpain 2, (m/II) large subunit b (gene capn2b). Gene Ontology annotation, cellular component: cytoplasm. The record is from RefSeq and is a predicted model, not a curated record. Gene Ontology annotation, molecular function: calcium-dependent cysteine-type endopeptidase activity; calcium ion binding. Gene Ontology annotation, biological process: proteolysis. The transcript is spliced from 21 exons. Lineage: Eukaryota; Metazoa; Chordata; Actinopteri; Gonorynchiformes; Chanidae. The coding region runs from base 98 to 2194 and encodes 698 amino acids.
UUUGAUAGGGUGGAGAAUAAAACUUAACUCUUUUAAGGAAUCGAAACAUUUUCAGUUUUACUCUUGGUGAAUUUAGAGAGAAUAUCAAAACCCGAAGAUGUCAGGAGUCGCAUCUACGUUGGCCAAAAAACGGGCUUUGGCUGCAGGGUUUGGAACAAAUGCAAAUGCUGUCAAGUAUCUCAAUCAGGAUUUUGAGUCGCUGAGAAGUCAGUGCUUAAGUCGUGGACAACUUUUUUCGGACCCAACUUUCCCAGCCGCGCCCGAAUCCCUGGGAUUUAAAGAGCUUGGGCCAAGUUCUUACAAAACAAGAGGAAUUCAGUGGAAAAGACCAGGCGAGUUAUGUUCAAGUCCAGAAUUCAUAAUUGGAGGAGCCACAAGAACUGAUAUCUGUCAAGGGGCUCUUGGUGACUGCUGGCUGUUAGCAGCCAUCGCUUCCCUUACGCUCAAUGACGAUGUAAUGGCCAGAGUUGUGCCUGGUGGGCAAGGUUUUGGAGACAACUAUGCUGGGAUCUUUCACUUCCAGUUCUGGCAAUUUGGUGAGUGGGUCGACGUUGUCAUUGACGACAGACUGCCAUUUAAAGAUGGAGAGCUGAUGUUUGUUCACUCUGCUGAGGGCUCUGAGUUCUGGAGCGCACUACUGGAGAAAGCCUAUGCUAAAGUUAAUGGCUGCUAUGAGGCAUUGUCAGGUGGGUCCACCUCUGAAGGUUUUGAGGACUUCACUGGUGGCAUUGCUGAAAGCUAUGACCUGAGGAAAGCUCCUUCCAACAUGUUUCAAAUUAUCAGAAAGGCUCUGGAGGCUGGGGCACUUCUUGGUUGCUCCAUUGAUAUCACCAGUGCUGCAGAUUCAGAGGCUGUCACACGCCAAAAACUGGUAAAAGGCCACGCCUACUCACUUACUGGAGCCCUGGAGGUGAACUAUCGUGGUCGUAGGGAGAAGCUAGUCAGAAUGCGUAACCCUUGGGGUCAGGUGGAAUGGACAGGUGCCUGGAGUGACAACUCUUCUGAGUGGAACUGUGUUGAUGCUUCAGAUCGUCAGAAUGUAAAAGCUGAAGAUGGAGAAUUCUGGAUGUCUUUCUCAGACUUCCUGAGACAUUACUCUCGUAUAGAGAUCUGCACUUUGACCCCAGAUGCGAUCAUCAGUGAGUCAGUUAAAUACUGGAGCGUGUGUAAAUACGAUGGCACCUGGAGGAGGGGAUCGACUGCAGGUGGCUGUAGGAACAACCCCCACACAUUCUGGAUGAAUCCUCAGUAUGUCAUUAAACUGAAUGAGGAGGACGAUGAUCCUGAUGAUAAUGAGGUGGGCUGCAGUUUUGUGGUUGGUCUGAUCCAGAAGAACCGGCGCAGACUGCGGAAAGUCGGAGAGGACAUGCACACCAUUGGGUUUGCUAUCUAUGAGGUGCCAUCACAGUUUCAUGGCCAGAGGGAGGUGCACCUGGACAAAAACUAUUUCCUGACUCACGCUCAGACGGCCCGGUCCGAGACCUUCAUCAAUCUGCGUGAGGUCUGCUCACGUUUCAAGCUGCCUCCUGGAGAGUACUUGAUUGUCCCUUCAACCUUUGAACCCCACAAAGAUGGAGACUUCUGCAUUCGUGUCUUCUCUGAGAAACAGACAGAGACCAUACCCUGUGAUGACCCAGUGUCUGCAGAAUUAGAUGACGAGAAAGUAUCUGAUGAUGAAGUUGAUGCAAAUUUCAGGGGAUUGUUCACGAAACUUGCUGGAAAGGAUAUGGAGAUUUCUUCAGCAGAACUAAAAACCAUUCUAAACAAAAUUGUUGCCAAACGGACAGACAUAAAAACAGAUGGCUUUAGUCUUGAGACCUGCCGGGUCAUGGUGAACCUUAUGGAUGACAGUGGAAACGGAAAGCUGGGCCUUGGGGAAUUUGCCACGCUGUGGAAGAAAGUACAGCACUAUCUGGGAAUCUAUAAGAAGAACGACUUGGAUAACUCUGGUACCAUGAGCUCUACAGAGAUGAGGAUGGCCCUGAAGGAGGCAGGAUUCACUCUGAAUAACAGCAUCUACCAGAUCCUGGUGGCACGCUACGCUGAAUCAGACAUGACCAUUGACUUUGACAAUUUUGUCGCCUGUCUCAUGCGCCUAGAGAUGAUGUUCAGAGUUUUCAAGAAGGUCGACGCACAUGACACUGGUUUCAUAGAGCUGGAUUUCCAUCAGUGGCUGACCUUUGCUAUGAUUUAGAAGACCUCUGCUCUUCCACCACAAAAUUCACAGCUUAAAUUGUCAAAACUACAGAUCUGUUGUAACUUUUAAAAAAAAGAAAAUUAUGACACUUUCUUUGUUAUAAUUUCAUACUACUGCAUGGUUUUAUUGUAUACUUUUCAAAAUAGGGUCAUUCUAUACCAACUCACCAAGGCCUUCUGGUUCGUGUCAUGGAUUUUCUUGAAAAAAUUCAUGUGAAAACUGUGUAGAACUAUAUUAAUACUAUCACAUCUAGAAGUUAUUUGGUCCUUCUUCAGACAUGGACAAAUGAAAUUAGUUAUGAACACUUAAUUGCGUUUGAGAAAUAUAGGUAUAGUUUGCUUUGCAAGAUAGUUGGCUAGUACCAGCUAAAGUUAGUAGCCAUCCCUCAACCCGGUUGUUUAGCCUACUGGUUCGCUAGCUAGUCGUGACUUGUGAUAGCAUAUUUAAUUGUCCAGACACACGGAACAAGCUGACUAGUAUGCAACAAACCAAGCCAUUGCAAGCGGUAACUUGUACAUUUCCUGAACUAUAUUUAGCUAUAUUUAGCAAGAUCUGUAGCACUCCAUUUUUUAUGCAGGACCAAAUAACUUUUAGAUGUGAUAGAACUAUAUUAACACUACACAGAAUCAAAAUUUGGUUGCAAGAAAGUGAAAACUAGUGGAGAUAUUAAUUUUUGAAAAUU